UGCAGAGCGCGGCGCAUAGGUUGUUCCGAGCAGCGACGCAGUUUCCGCGUUCACCUUACACUUGGUGGAAGGAAGAGGACCAGCAGGUGAGAAGGGCGGAAAAGCAACAGUAUACUUCGCCCGUUCGGCGCAUCAAGCCGCGUUCAGGACGUCGCCGCCAAGUCCAAGAAGGUGUUUACCGCGCCGCAUUCAUCGAUCGCCGCUACUUGCAAGUCUCAGCUGCUCGCCGUACACUUUCUCUACUGGUCACAGUGAAGGGCAUGUUUUCAAGAAUGGCAGCGCCUUGAGUACGGCCGGAACUCUGUGCGUUAUGCUGGUCCUGCUCAUCGGUGGUUGUGCUGGUCAGUGAAUGCGUGUGGUUAUUUGCAUCGCUGCUGCUGGAUAUUCUCUCGUUCUCUCCCAUCACUGAAUUACUCGAUGACAUAAAGAAGUGCCGACUGAUAUGAGGUGAUGGUUCGAAUGAAAGGACAUAGCAGUUGGACAGCUUUGUAACAACAGCAUGACUGAAGAACCGACAUUUGUCCCACGUCUGAUAUGGAGGUGGUUGACCAUAAUUUUGUUAAUAGGCAAGUGCCAAGGUCAGGCAAAUGCCCCUCCAGAAUUUCUAGUCGGUGGAAACAUGGAAAAGUUUUCAUUGCGUGAGGACACUCCAGUCGGUGCAUCUGUCUAUACGCUGAGGGCCAUAGAUCCUGAACACACAAAAGUUUCCUACUAUAUCAGUGGAGGAACCUUUAGUGUUAAUAAAGAUACAGGGGUUGUGCGGCUUACAAGGCCACUGGACAGAGAAGAGGAAAGUACUGUCGAAGUCAUUAUAAGCAUCACUGAUGAAAAGAUACAAGGCCAGAAGGCCAACACGGUUUCACUACAGAGAGAUAUAAACAUUCUUGACUUCAAUGACAACCCUCCAAUAUUUGAAAAUGGGCCUUAUACAUUUCAUGUUGAUGAGGAUACUCAAGUUGGAACAACGGUUUACCGAAAUAUAAUCGUGACAGAUGCUGACUUGGGAAUCAAUGCUGAUGUUGAGGUUUCAUGCCAGAAGCACCUGACACCAGUGACAUGUGAUCUAUUUGGUUUGAACCAAGUUCGUCUUGGGAUGGGACGAUUCCUUCAAGAAAUAAUUUUGAAGAAACUCCUUGAUUAUGAAGAGCAGACAACCUAUGUUAUGAGCCUACUUGCAAAUGACCUUGCCAUGGAAAAUCGAAUGAAUUCUACAGCUGAUGUUAUUAUCAAAGUCAAUGAUGUCCAGGACCAGCCACCAGUGUUUGUGGCAGAUUCAUACUCUGUAACUGUUGCUGAAAAUAGCCCCGAGGGCACAUCAGUUCUCUUGGCGUCGGCCCACGAUGCAGAUGCUGGUUUUAGGAGGCUCUUGUCUUUCAAGUUACUUAAUGACACCAAGGGAUACUUCAGGUUAGGGAAAGUGGACGUCGAUGACAAUGGCAUUCACCACGUUGUAGUAGAGACUUCUGAUGUGACAAUUGACCGUGAAGAUGUCGACAUUGAGAAAAGUGGUGGACUCUACAGCUUUCAAUUACAGGCAGUUGAGAUGGUUGAUGGUGUUCCAAAAGGCGAAAUGGCCAUUUCGGAUGUCAACAUUGUCAUCACAGAUACUGAUGAUCAUGUGCCUGAGUUCAACAGCCACAACUUUAGUAUCAUCAUAUCUGAGGACACACCAGAGAACUCUGCCAUCCCAGGUCUCAACAUGGUUGUCAACGAUAAUGAUGUUGGUGAAAACGCAAGAUUUGGCCUUACCUUGCGAAAUGUGAACAAUUCCAAUGGAGUAUUCUCUGUCUACCCACCAUCAGCAGUCGGUCGAACUCCUGUGCUCAUCAAGGUUGCUGAUGCUAGCCGGCUUGAUUAUGAAGAUGAAAAUGCUCGGAUGUUUGUGUUUGAGGUUGUUGCAUCACAGCAUGGAUUUGAAGUUGCAAGUGCCACUGUUACUGUAGCUCUAUCUGAUGCCAACGAUAAUGGUCCCAUGUUUGAGAACGAGCAAUACCUGAUACAGGUACCCGAGAGUGCAAGGAAUGGAAUGACCAUUUUCUCUCUCGAGGCAUAUGAUGCUGACAGUGGGCCAUUUGGCAAACUUUCAUAUUCUAUGAAGGGCUAUGGAUCAGAAAAGUUUGUGGUAGAAAAAGAUACUGGGCGUAUCAAGAUUGCCUCCUGCAAAAAUGGCUGCCUUGAUUACGAGAGUGUUCCCAACUACUCCUUCACUUAUGAGGCCCAAGAUGGAGGUGGCAAGGUGUCUUCUGUGAACCUCUUUAUACAAGUUGUGGAUGUAAAUGACAAUGCACCCAAGUUCACCAAGGACAGCUACCUUGUAGAUUUGGUGGAAGACGCUUCUGAGUUUGCCUCACCUGUCUUUGUUAAGGCCACAGAUGCUGAUGGACCUAACCAAGGCAAUGGCCGUGUGCAGUACAUGAUCAAAGCCACUAACCUCACUCACCCUGAAGUGAUUUCUAUUGAUGCUGAGACUGGUGAGCUCUCACUUAUGGGAAGUCUCAACAUCACUGCGGCACCAUAUGGUGCGACACGAUUUGAGGUCAUCAUUCAGGCCACAGACUUUGGUGAACCACGACUUGCUUCGGAAAUUCCACUUAUUAUUCGGCUUAAGAGAAAAAAUGAAGGUGCACCUUACUUCUUGAACGCUCCUUACAAAGCUAGUGUCAACGAAAAUGCUAAACCAGGAACUACUGUUCUCCAGUUGGUGGCUACUGACCCAGAUGGCCCAGAUGGCAACAUCAGCUACUACAUUGAUUCUGGUGCCAGGGACAACUUCGUUCUCAACAAACUGACGGGGAUCCUCAGUACAUCAUCAAAUGCAAAUUUGGACAGAGAGUUGAAUGGAGACUCAUACCACAUUGUGGUGUACGCUGUUGACGGAGGUGUGGUACCACAGAAAGCCUUUACCACAGUGACAGUCUCCGUGCAGGAUGUCAACAACAAGCCACCUGUUUUUGCAAAGGACAACUAUGUCCACUGGGUUACUGAAAGUCUACCAGUUGGACGUGAGGUCUUGAAUGUGACAGCCGUCGAUCCUGAUGUUGGGGCUAAGGUGCGGUAUGACAUUGAAGAACCCAUCAUAGCAAGGGACAAGACUGGAUCCUUAGUCACUUCAACCAUCACGUAUAACUAUAAGAAUGCUUUUCGUAUCAAUGGAGUGACAGGUCAAAUUACGGUAAACAGUCCUUUGGAUUACAAUGCAGCGUCAGUAAUUACAUUUAAUGUGGCUGCUGUCGAUCAAAAUGGGGCCAUUCAGCCUCAGAAAACUACAGUGGAAGUCACUGUAUACAUUCAAGCACACAGUGAGAGUAAUCCAAUUUUCGCCCCUCCAUGGACUCCUGCAAACCCAAAAAUUGAGAUCACUGUUCCUGAAGAAUCUACGGUUGGCUCCACUAUAUUUACGGUCACAGCCCGUGAUCCCCUCACUCAUGCUGCUGUCGCCAAUUUUGCAAAGAUCCCAGAGUCUGACCAAGGAAGCUUCUUUUCAGUCAGCCCAAUAUCUGGUGCUGUGACUCUCAACCAGAGGCUUGAUUAUGAGGAGUUGCCCGAAAAGGUGUUGGCAUUUGAUGUGAAAGCCAUAAUUGGUCAGGACAAGAACAGCCAAAAGUCUUCAAUUGCUACAGUAAUCAUUAAUGUUCAGGACAUUAAUGACAACAGUCCAGUUUUUUCACAAAAUUCAUAUGUAACAAUGGUAUCAGAGGCCACGCACUUCCCUCAUACUAUCCUGCUUAUCACUGCAACUGACAAGGACACACAACAAGGAUAUGGAGUUGUCCAAUAUUUCAUCUCUGGAGAAGGAUCAGAUGUGUUCAGUAUCAAUGAAACGACGGGUGCCCUUGGAAUCCAAGAAGGUGCAGUACUUGACAGGGAAAAGCAGCCUCUAUACAACCUGCAGGUGACUGCUGUUGACAACCCAGGGGCACCCUCAAACCAGCGCAGAACAUCAGUUCUGGUGGUGAUUAAGAUCCAAGAUGAGAAUGACAAUGCACCGGAGUUCAGUCAGUCUGGCUACACAGCUGUUGUGCCAGAAAAUGUUCCAACAGGUUUCAGCAUUCUGACUGUUAGAGCGAGUGACAAAGAUGCUGGUUCCAAUGCAGAAGUCAGUUAUUCCUUCGUGGACGAGCCUGAAGUCGGAGCCAUCACACUUUUUGCAAUCAACGACAAGACAGGUGUCAUUACAGUGAUACAACCACUCUCUGGGAGGGGACGGUCAGAGCCAUACUUCUUAACAGUACGAGCCACAGAUGGUGGCUCCCCUUCGCUUCACACAGAUGUCAAAAUACUUAUCAUUAUAGGAGACGUGUCCUCCAAUGAUGGCAUACCACGUUUUAUUCGACCACGGAUGGGUGAAGUUGCCUAUGUGCAUGAGAAUGUUACCAUUGGAGCUUCAGUGUUUCAAGUUCAGGCUCUCGACCCAGACAGUGCAUUGUCUUCAAACGGCCAGGUUGCAUACAAGUUUCUUGACAAACACAGUGCUGUCGGUGAAGACUUAGAAUUUGAAAUAGACCCUGCAUCUGGCCUCGUGAGCACCACUGCUGUCUUGGAUCGGGAGAAGCGUGACAAUUACACGCUAGUGGUCGUGGCUUAUGACAUGGGAGUUCCCCCUCAAGAGGCACACCAGAUCCUUAGAGUUGUGGUGCUUGAUGUUGAUGACAAUGAGCCUGAGUUUGAAAGAUCACGUGAUGCUGAACCUGUUGUGAUGAAGAUAAAAGAGGAAGUUCCCAUUGGUACUAUUGUUGGAAAAGUGAAAGCCUUUGAUGCGGACAUUGGAACAAAUGCCUUUAUUGACUACUACAUUAUAGGUGGUAACAUGGACAACAUCUUCACCAUUCAGCGUACAGGCAACAACGAGGGCGAGAUAUUGACUAAAAAGAGGGUUGAUCGUGAACAGAAGGACCGUUAUCUUCUUACAGUGAAGGUUAGCAUGCCAUCAAAGCGACUUGAAGAAGUAGACGCCACCUACAAUCCUGAUGACAAGACCCAGCUCCUGGUUGACAUAAAGGUCGAAGACAUUGAUGACAACACACCCUCGUUUGAGAAGCCGUCGUACGUUCUUGGUAUACGAAUUAAUUCUGAGAUUAACAGUGAGCUGAUCACACUAAAAGCAAAGGACCCGGACAGUUCAUCGAACAUGAUUAUGUACUCUAUCAGAAACGUUACAUACUACAGACCGUCAUCAAAAGAGUCAAUGCCUGUGAUGGGUCAGUUUGAGCUUGAUGCUCAUAAAGGCACCCUUAGAAAUAUACGAAGCCUGGGUAAAUACAGAGAUGGAUAUUUUGAUAUAACCAUUGAGUGCCAAAGUGCCCCUGGUCCUCAGAAUACUGCUGUCACACAUGUGCGGGUUCACAUACUUCACGAUUCUGACCUAAUGAAGUUUAUCUUCUAUAAGCAGCCACAAGAAAUACGGAAAGUUAUCCCACAGUUUGAAAAGGAUUUAAACCAUGCGCUUGCCAGUGCUGUGACUGCCAACAUAUAUGACACUCAAUAUUCAACACGAGAAGAUGGAAGCCUUGACUUUGAAAGUGCCAGCUCAUGCUUCCAACUGCUUGAAAAUGGGCUAGUGGUGAGUCCUGACGUCGUAGCUAAAAUGUUGGACAUGUCAGCAUCACAGAAGGUUCAGGCACUCUACCACAACUACAGCAUUGUGGGAAUCGAGAAAUGUACACCAGGGAGGAACCCUUACCAGAUGAAGUGGACUGAAAUAUGUGUCCUGAUUGUAGCCUGUCUCAUUGCUGUGAUGGGAUUCAUCUUGACUGUGAUACUCUGCUUUGUUCGUGCCACCUACAAGGCUAACCUCAAGCGAAAACUUAAACAGCGUGGUCCGAGACGACUUUGCGAGCAAACUCCAGCAGUGUCCAUGAUAUCUCUUCCAAGCCACCAGCGUAUAUAUGAGUGGCAGGAAUCCAAUCGGGCUCCUGCACUGGAUGCUAUGUCAUUCAGAAGCUACCCAACCAUGAGGUGAAAACGUCUCCUCUCAGCGUGUGCCUUACCAAUGUUUUAACUGCUUCUUAGCCGCUGCAACUCAAGAAUGUUGAUUCAGAACUUGCCAACACAUAUGCUACAGAGCAACCACAGUACGCUUUCGCUGUGGUCUGAUCUUUUGCAGCUUUAAUUUUCAGGAUAAGCAUUGAAAAUUAGGGCUGCACAUAGUGAGUUUUAUAUAUGAUUGGCUGAGCAUAACCUAUUUGUUCUUUGCCUACUCAAAUUCACACAUUUACAUAAUAAUAGUGAAUGUUUUUGCACAUGUGUGCUUGCAGAAAACUUUGCUAGAAAUUGUUGGCUGUGCUUGUUGGGUGUUUAUGCUCAAAAAAGCAGUGAUGAUGCCAUGAUGACUUUUAUUGGUUUCAAUGCCAUUUUCAACUGCCAUAUCUUUUGCCUGCUGUGUGUGUUGCUGGAUUAUACAUUCUACAGCGUGCAUGCCAUUGAAUGCCAAUACCUCUCAUGCAGGAGUGCAGCUAUGUGCAGCUUCACGUGGGCAUUUAAUUUAGCUAUAACACACAUUGUGCAUUGCCUAAGCUGAAAUACUUUUAUACAACUGAGAAUAUUGUGCUCAUGCUUUUCUGUGUAGAUGAGCUUGAGCUGAAUGUUACAAAAGUAGUGUCAAUGUCAUGAUGCUGAGUUUUUUUUACUGGUACUUUUAUGAAACACAAUAUUUUAAACAUGUUUGACUCUCACAAAAUUGAAAAUACCAGUUGUUUUGAGGUAAACAGUUUACUUGAAUUUCGCCUAUUUCAGUUGAAAAAGAAAACACACCACAGUAAGCAUUAUCCAUGCUAUGAAUCUAUCUAUGCAUCUAUUCGUGGUGUUUUGAUUUAUCCCUUAGAAGGCACACUUGGUGCCUACUUUAUAUGCUCAUGUAAAGCACUUUGUUGUUAUUGGGACCAGUUUUGUACAAGAGAGAUUAGCUUGCAGCUCUUCAGUAGCAAUAUGAUGACCUGUUGCUACAUUGAGAUUUUGUGAUACCACUGAUUAUAACUUCUUAUAUUUGCACUAUGUUGGCUGCGAGUAAAGAAAAAGAAAAGAAAGAGUGCAGUGUCAAACACCGUAUUAUUUUGCUUCAACUAAGCUGAUGUGUGCAAAUGCAUCAAUUGCAUCAUCACCUAUGGAGAUGUGUAUAAACCAAACUGCACACAAAGAUGGCAUAGAGUGGUAGGUUUUGUAAAGUCUCGAGUAUUAUGGCAGUUCUUCAAUACUCCACUCUUACAAAUCAAAGUAUGCUGUGACAUAGAUCACACCUGUAUAAUUUUUUGGUGCAAUGAUUAAUGUUAAAGAGCCAAUAUUCAGACAAGUGUUUCAUUUUAUUAGGACAAGUUGGCACUACCGGCUGUGUUGGGCACACUUGGCAAUAGGCCUAGUGUGAUCUACUUAUCAAGUCUGAUGGCGAACACAUGCCAUACAUUCUGAUUCUUUUUUUGUGAACUGCAUUAUAAAACUUGAUACAAUUGCUUAAAAUCUAGUGCCUGAUGCCACAAUGAAAUUUGAACUCAGAUCAGUGAGCAGUUUUGGCUGCAUGAAAAUUUAUAGAAGUUGUCUCUGUUACCGAUGCAAGGAAUGCAGUGUUACAACAGUUAGACACGAACAGUGUGUUUUGUGAACUACAAAAAAGCGCUUUUGAUAGGCAAUUGCUUUUUUGUAUGUGAGUUUGUGUGGUGAAUGUGUGUGUACCAGUGGCGGUUUUGUUCUGGUGGAGUUCACUCGUGAACAGCACAAAGCCAUCGUGCAUGCAGAGUAUUGAGGCUGCAGAUUUGUGAGAAUGUGAUUUGAUGUGUAUUAGUACACCUGUAAACAAUGCUAUUGAAUGGACAUUGAUUGAAAUAUGGUAUUAUAUUGUCAUUUAACAUUAUGACUAGCUUUGUUUGUUAUACCUGAUAUUUUUAUAUGAAAUAUAGAAAUAGCCUUUACACUGAAAGGCUUCAAUCAAUCCACAUAGCCUUCACUUAGCUUGCCACCUAGGCCAUGUUGACUUUACUGCUGCCAACUAGGUUGAACAGCUUGGUAAGUGUGAAAAGUUUUGCAUGUGACUGGACUUCAAGGUGUGACCGAGCCAUUCCACAUAAGCCAUUGGAGGCUACAGCUUUGCUGAGUGUUAAAUAUUUUACGCCACCUUAUUUGUGUUUGUUUUGGUAUGUUUGUGGAUUAUUUAUGUAAAAAUGUAGCUGUUCGAGGACCUGUCAUGAGAAGAAUUUACUUGCUGUUGGCCUGAAAGCCCUAUGACCUUUGGAAAUGAUGUUGUAUAAUGUUGCAAAUAGCAGAAGCUUGUUGUUGAACGGCAGUAAAAGAAGCAAAAAAUGCAAACCACCAAAAGACACCUUUGCUUUCGUAAACAUAAGACACCCUCAGACCUGUGUCUUUUUUUUUUCUUCUGUCACACACUGCCUCACCCAUUUGCAUGACUGACUCCCCACCUUACAUGCAAUGAGCAGUAUUCACGUUCCUAUUUUAACUGCCAUCACUGUUCAUGUUGAAACCUUAGCGUUACACAUAAAAUCACAUACCGUAUAAAAAGUACUUCUGGCUAGGUAAACACAGAUGCCUUUUUAUGCUAUGUAGCCACUAUUAGAGAUAAUGCUUUGAUACUGUUUAUUAAUAGGGCUCACACCUUGGGGCAGUAGUAACUAUUUGCUAGCCAAGCAUUCAUAUUGUAUGGAACCACUUUCAGAAACUUCUCAUGUAUUUAACAUUGCAGAACUAAGACUGCAGAGCUCUCUAUCAAAUUCAGUAUUAUAGGGAUCAACUGUUACGAUAUAUUUAAAUGACAUAUACCUAAAUACUUGUUUCCUGUUGGGCCUAAUUUCACGGAACAGUUUAAGUUUAGCAUGGUUUAUGGAGCUAUUUUGCUUCAACCUCAGAAGGUGUCUUGUUCAACACAAACUGCUGCUUCUGUGAAAGCUAACACUUUAAGACUUCGUACACAAGGUCUACAUUGUAUAUUUUCAUUUAUUGUGAAACUUCUUGGUAGUAGUACAUUAUAAUCUCUUCAGAGCCUGCUACAGGUGUUCUGGCAUAAAUUUCUUGCCCUCACCCUCUUCAAUCUUUUUUUAAAUAUAUAUGUGGAUUAUGUUGAGAGUGCUCAUAAAAUGAGUUUCUCUGUCACUGAACUUGCAUGCUGCAAGAAGCUUUCCAAAAAUUUUCAGUUUCAAAUGCAAGCGCUAUUUGGAAUCGAAAUUGCGGCAGACUAGUUUCAGUUGUAAGUACAGUAAUCCCUCGUUAACUUGAAGUCGUCAAAUCCGGGGAAAAUUUUGAGAUAAGCGGUAUUUCGAGUUAAGCAAAACGCCGAAAAUGUUUGCCCAGGUCACUGUAAAAGAAAAGCCAGUGCUGCCAGGAAAAGCUCCACUGUACGAGACAGCUACCAUAGUAAAGGCACAAGAAUUCGGAGGGAAAAAAAUUUAUUACCGAGGACCAAAAAACUGCGUGAUGCUCGCCUGUUUCGUGUUCGCGUUCGAGAAAGGCGCUCUCCAGUUGCUCAACACAUCGCAUGAGCCGUUGGUCACCACCGCUGCAUUCGACCUUGUUGCGGAGCAAGCGCAGCACGUUACGUGUUUCUAUCGUCGUAGGCACUUCUCGAGGCUCUUCCUCGUCUGCAUGGUCAUCUGCGUCGUUCACGGCCAUCUCAACGAUAUCGGCGUCCGACAGCAUUCCGGUGAGGUCCGCCUCGUAGAGCGCAUACUCCUCAAAGGCGAUCUCGCCGUCUUCAGUAUCGCUCACGCAGCCAGUUGCCUUGCACACAUAGCACCUAUGGGAGGUUAAUGCACGGUGAAAAAAAGUUUAGACUUAACCGAGAUUUCGAGAUAUGCAAGUUUGAGUUAACGAGGGUUUACUGUAGUUAAAUGGUGUAAAUGGUUACAUUACACAGGGAGCAGUUCAGUGGUGAUUUUGGGGUGAUGGUGCCUGCACAUCUGACAGCAUGUUUUCAUGCAGAAUGUACAAACAUGCCAUAGCACGGGGUAGAGAGACUGGGUGGAAGGGCAUGAGCGUGUGACUUCAAAUUCAGUAUUAAGGGCAUCAUGGCUUACUCACUGUAGUGGUUAUUGGGCUACAUGGCAUGCUGCUGCUGGGUAGGAUGCGAGGUUGUAGGUUGUGGUACAAAAGUGCUUGCAUUCUUUAAGGUGCACAAUAAAAGGACCAUGUGUGGCCUACCACUACAACAUGCCUCAUAGUGCACAGUUAUGUAUUAACUUGUUAUUGACAUUAUGCUUCAAGGUAUUAUGCCAGAACUCCUCAAGGUUACUACUAGCAAAUAAUUCAACCAAUGUGAUGGCAGUUCUCACAUCCAUAACCAGUACCAGAUUUCAUUGCAGCAUUACUCUGGUUUCUGUGGAAACUUGAUUCCUUUUUCCUUUGCUGCAUCUGAGGAUCUCAUACACAGUAUUCUCUGCCAAAAAUAAGCAUUGCCUAAUUUUUUUAUCUUCUUGACAUUCAACUAUAGAGCAAAGGUAGGGAUGAGAAACUCAUUUUAUGGCAUUACUAAGUAAUGGCUUAAAUACUCUGCGCAACAGAACCUGUCUCAUGCCAACAUAAUCUGGGGUAAGCGGUGCUGGCACAUCGUGAUACUUGUCACUUGUGUUGCAUGCUACCGAUUGUUAUAAAUCCAUGCUUAAUGUUUUUGCACUUUAUUUUUAUGUAACAUCAUUUGGUCGCCCAUUCGUGCUGGCACCAGUGGGGAGAGUUCCUCCUUCUGCAUUUUCUUGCUCCACAUAAUGGACUAACACGAGUCACAAGGACUGUUCAAUACGCUCAUGCAUGUACAAUAUAAAUUUGUAGAAGUUUCAGUUUCAUAAACGUUUUAUUGAAACUUGUGCAUUUGCAUAUUACAAGUAUUUAAACGUGUAGCGGGAUGUUCUCAAAUGUACAGGACCUUGGUGUUGGCUGGGGGCUUUUCUCAAAUUAUUAAAUACUCUUAACUUCUAGUGCCUGCAAUUGUCAGCAAAACUCAGAGCUCUACAUGUAUGAGAACAGCUGCGAUUACCUAGCAUGACCAGCUAUAGUGUUAUACAAGGGCAUACAAAUAUUUCCUGGUUGUUUCCUUCCUAUGUGGUGCCUCAUAUUUUAGUAUACAACGUCAAUAUGCAGUUGUUAUUACCGCAUGACGUUUCUAUGCUCUAUAUUCUGCUUGCCUCAUAGGCUGGUUUGUACUGAGGUACCGGGCAGACAAAUAUGCAUGGGCAAACAGAUGUUACUGGCACUAUGUGCAAUGCUAAGAGCUAAAAAUCCAUUUAGAAUACUAUGCCAGCCUCUCUGAUUAUCAUAAAACAAAGAUUGUCUUUUAGAUCUUGAAAGUGAGAGACUGCACACAGUUUGGACAGGCAGGUUUGUUUGCAUUGCAACUAAAUCAAGAGAUGGGAAUGAAAACAUGGCAAGCCAAACUCCCUGAAUGUCAGUUGUAGUUGAAGCCAUUUUUUUAUUAUUAUUAUUGUUAUUUGAGCAAUUUGCCACAAGGCAUGUGUACCAAAAAUAAGCAAUAGGGCAUCAGUAAAUUUCUAUUUGAUGCAGGUGCUGCAUUGUUUUGUGAAGUUAUUAUCCAUUAUCCAAUGCAGUGGCGUAGCCAAGGGGUUGCACACUGGGCCCGUGCCCCCCCCCCCCCCCCCUUGAAAUUACUUUUGCCAUGGCAUAC
Molecule: messenger RNA, 11608 nt
Organism: Rhipicephalus sanguineus (brown dog tick)
Lineage: Eukaryota; Metazoa; Arthropoda; Arachnida; Ixodida; Ixodidae
Product: cadherin-23
Exons: 41
Coding region: 500-5959 (1819 amino acids)
Biological process (GO): homophilic cell-cell adhesion
Cellular component (GO): plasma membrane
Molecular function (GO): calcium ion binding
Source: RefSeq, a predicted model, not a curated record